Brassicogethes aeneus is the source of this 11516-nucleotide messenger RNA. The record is from the annotation of a GenBank genome assembly. NCBI's taxonomy places the organism in Eukaryota, Metazoa, Arthropoda, Insecta, Coleoptera, Nitidulidae.
AAACUGUUUUGUGCUUUUAUAAUAUUUUAUUUUCAUUUCUAUAAUUAAUUAAGUUAAUGCGAUGCUCAUAACGUUUUUAAUUAGUUUUAAAUUAGUUAAAGGAAACGCUGAAAAUCUUGAAUGAAAACAAUAUGGAUACGGCUGACACCGAAGCGUCUCGCAAAUCCAACGAUCCAAAUUUAGUUGAACCGAAAAUAUAUGAGCAACUGAUAGAAAGUAUUGAAAUUUCAAGCCACAGUGAAGCUGCAAACAUUGCACAAGAACAAGUGGAGUGUAUUAGUGAAAUUGUGUGUUUGGAAGACACACCUGUGUACAAAAAAGAUGAUUCUUUGGCUAACAGGACUGCCAGAACCUAUAAAGCAAAGAAAUCACCAGAAAAAGACCUGCAUGAAGUCGAUAUAAGUAAUGGUUUUAAACCUGAUGUACAAGUUAACCUAAAAACCUAUAGCAAGAAGAAAUCGCUGCCAUUUGAAAGUUUUGGACUCCCUGAUGAUGAUCCCAUUGUUCCUAGUACUUCCAAAGUGAUAAAUAGUGAUUAUUGUGAGUUAAGCCUGAAUCUUGACAUUCUUGGAGAACCAGUGCUUGGAAAACCCUGGGAUUUUAAUAGUUUUAAUAUUGGUGACAGUUUCAUAUUUUACUCGGAAGACAUCAGGUUCAAAGGUAAUGUGGACAAUAUAACCAAAAAGAUUAAAAGAGCCAAAUCAGCCUUAUCAUUAUUUAAUGAAAGCAGCUUGUUAGACUUAUCUGCACUUAGCCCUGAAAAAGAGCAGCUUAACAACGUUUUUAUUUCCACACCUGACACCAGGAAUAUGAAGAGACCACUGAAAAAUUUUAACGGGGUUAAACCUCUGGUGCCCAACGCUUUUAAUAAAGUGGAACUAAAAAACAAAAAUUCUAGUCCCAAGAUUGAUAACAAUGUCAUUGAAAUCAGCUCGGAUGAAAGCAAUUUUCAAAGUUCAAUGCAAGAUUUGAAAAAGUUUCAGUUUAAAAAAGUGGAAGCUAGUGAUAGAAAAGUUAAGAAUAGGCAGAGAAAAACCAAAAGCAUGGGUGAUAUAUUCGAUAAUAGCCAAUCCAACUGUGUUCAACCAAAUAAUAACUCUAUUAGCACAAUAAAGCUAAGGUCGAAAAGUAAAGAUAAAGGUGAUAAAAAUGUAAUUACCAAGAAAAACAAUGGAAAAAUCAACACUGCCAAUGAUAGUACAAAACAAAUUGAAAAACCUGUUAUCAGAACUAAAGGGAGGUCAAGAUCCAAAAAAACAAGUAUAGAAGAUAAAACAAAAGACAUAACCAUAGGAGACUCUUCAAAAAUUAACCCUAAGCCUCCUGAACUAACAACAGAUAUAAAUGAAAAAACCAGAACUAAAACCAUCCGAGAAUUGAAAAAAAAGAAUUAUGUAGCUGACAACCUUAUUCUAAAUAGACGCGCGUUAAGAUCAAGUGAUUCCAUUCCAUUUGUAAAUGAAAUAGAAUCGAUUUCUCCAAUUCCAAAAGCCAAAAAUAAAAAUAUAUCACUAAAAGACCAAUCAUAUAUUGAAGAAAUAGCCAAUGACUUAUUGGAAUCUACCAAAACCCUAGAGGCUCAGGAAAAAAGUGACAUAUUUUUUGUUGAGGAUGAAGAUGUAGUUUUUACCAUUAGCAAUUCUAAGAAAUCUUCAUUUUUAAGUAAAUCCCAAGAAUGUAUAGCUAGCCUUACAAUAAAUGAAGACAAAUCUUUAUUAUCUGAAACAAAACCAAGAAUCAGAGGAAGACUUAAAAAGAAAUCUUCAUUUCUAAGUAAAUCUCAAGAAUGUAUUGCUUACCUACCAAGAAAUGAAGACAAAAUUUCAUUAUCUGAAACAAAACCAAGAAAAAGGGGAAGACCAAGAAAAAAAUCUUCAUUUCUAAGUAAAUCUCAAGAAUGUAUUGCUUCCCUACCAGGAAAUGAAGACAAAUCUUCAUUAUCUGAAACAAAACCAAGAAGCAGAGGGAGGCCAAGAAAGAAACGCAAAACCAUAGAACCAAUAAACAUAGAACUAUUUCCAACCCCAAGAAAGAACAGAUCUCUUUCAUUGGAUUCUGAGGCACCUGCCAAAAAUAGGAGCACUCCUCAGCAAAUAAAUCUCUUGGAAGACUUGAAAUUAAAAGGUGGAUCAAGUUUUGGGCAAGAAAACACAUCCAAUGAAAUGCCCAGAAGAAGUCUGCGAUCUUUCCAUGUUCCAGAAAGUAUAGAAAAAAUGGAAAUUGAGCCUAGUGAAGAAGCACCCUGUAUAAAAACCAAUAAUGAAGAAAUUCUGGAUAAAAAUGUGAAGAACAUAAAUGAUUUGUUAAGUCAGAAUGGUAUUACUUCUGAAAUAAGGAUAAUUUUAAAACAAUUUGGGGAUUUGGAAAAAACUGAUACAGAAAAUAAUUCUGUAGAUGAAGUUUUCAAAUCUGCUGUUGCAAACUCUUGUAUACCCACAGACAAUGUUGAUUUAAGUACCAAGAAAUCCAAAAAUAUUGGUAAACAUGUAAAUAAGUCUGAUACUCGCAAAUCUUUAAGAUCCUCCAAAUCUUUUCUUUCUAGUAAAAGAAAUACUUUGGAAGCAAAGGAAAUUUCCUCGGAAAUUUCAGUUAAUGUGGAAGAAGCAAUGUCUUCUAAAUCUUCCCAACAGGUUUUAGAAAUUAAUAAAGAACCAAUAAUAACUAAAGAAGUUCAAGAACCAAAAACUAUUAAAGGUGAUCCUAAAAAUCCUGUUUCCAAUGAGACUCCAUUAAAAACAUUGGAAAAAAGGAAAUCUAGAUCAAAGUCAGUAAAAAGUCUUAAGGAAACAUCAGUAAAUGAAUCAUCAGAAGAAAAAAGUAGGAACACAAAAACCGUGAAAUCAAGUGAAGAUUCUGAAUUGAAAAAUAAUGAAGAAACAAUAUUAACUGACAAAGUUCAGGAACCAAAGACUAAUGGAGCUGAUUCCAAUGAUACCUUAUCAAAAACAUUGGAAAAAAGAAACUCUAGAUCAAAGUCAGUAAAAAGUCUCAAGAAAACAUCAGUAAAUGAAUCAUCAGAUGAAAAAAGUAAGGACACAAAAACCGUGAAAUCAAGUGAAGAUUCUGAAUUGAAAAAUAAUGAAGAAACAAUAUUAACUGACAAAGUUCAGGAACCACAAACUAAUGGAGGUGAUUCUAAAAAUCGUGUUUCCAAUGAGACUUCAUCAAAAACAUUGGAAAAAAGAAAAUCUAGAUCCAAGUCAGUCACAAAAACUGUGAAAUCAAGUAAAAAUUCUGAAUUGAAAAAUAAUGAAGAACCAAUAUUAACUAAAGAAGUUCAGGAACCAAAAACUAUUGAAGGUGAUUCUAAAAUUCGCAUUUCCAAUGAAACUCCAUCAAAAACAUUGGAAAAAAGAAAAUCGAGAUCAAAAUCUAGAAAAAGUCUUAGUGAAUCUUCAGUAAAUGAAUCAUCAGAAGAAAAAAGUAAGGACACAGAAACUGUGAAAUCAAGUGAAAAUUCUGAAUUGAAAAAUAAUGAACCAAUGUUAACUAAAGAAAUUCAGGAACCAAAAACUAGUAUUUCCAAUAAAACUCCAACAAAAACAUCAGAAAAAAGAAAAUCUAGAUCAAAGUCAGUAAAAAGUCUCAAAGAAACAUCAGCAAAUGAAUCAUCAGAAGAAAAAAGUAAGAACACUAAAACCGUGAAAUUGAGUGAAAAUUCUGAAUUGAAAAAUAAUGAAGAACCAAUAUUAACUAAAGAAGUUCAGGAACCGAAAACUAUUGAAUAUCAUUCGAAAACUCCUAUUUCCAAUGAAACUCCAUCAAAAACACUCGAAAAAAGAAAGUCUACAUCAAAGUCAGUAAAAAGUCUUAACGAAACAUCAGUAAAUGAAUCAUCAGAACAGAAAAGUGAGAAAACAAAAACCGUAAAAUCAAGUGUAAAUUCUGAAUUAAAAAAUAAAGAAGAACCAAUUUCAACUGAAAAAGUUGAUGAACCAAAAACUAUUGGAGGUGAUUCUAAAAACCGUGUUUCCAAUGAGACUCCAUCAAAAUCAUUGGAAAAAAGAAAAUCUACAUCAACGUCAGUAAAAAGUCUUGAUGAAACAAAAGUAAAUGAAACAGAACAAAAAAGUAAGGACUUAAAAACAGUGAAAUCAAGUGCAAACUCUGAAAUAACUGAAAGAAGACGUUCUUCAAGAAUAUCAAAAGGUUCCGAAUCGGAAGUCAGUGAAAAUGAGUCCAUCACAGAGAAAAUGCCACCACCAUUGGAAAAAAUUAAACCAAAAAAAUCGAGAAAAAAACCCAAAAUUGAAAUUAAUCAAGAUUCUGAUUCAGAGACGUUUGAAAAUUUUACUUCAAAGAAUGUUGUAACCCCGGAUUUACAACAUUCAAAUUCUAUAGAAUCCCCCACCGAAGCCAGCACAGUUAAACAAAUUAAAGACCAGCCUAAAACAUCCGAGGAUAAAGCAAUAAUAAAAGAAUGCGAAAUAAAAAUAAUUCAGUCGCCCUUGAAACAGUUGAAAGAAUUCCAUGAUAAAUGUGCUAAUAAUAAGGCAACUUUAAAGAUAUUUAGCGAUUUGGAAUGUAAAAAAAAUAUAUUGGAUUUCAAAGAUGUUAAACGUGUUAACAAAGAAGAACAAACAUUGGUAGCUGAAGCAAGUUGUUUAGAUGAUAUAAGCACCAAACCAACCAAAGAAUCGAUAGGUUUAGAAAAAGCCAUUGUAGAAUCAGAAAAAUUAGAAAUUCCUGAAAACCUUGAUAUGGAAGUUAGUCAAUCCUCAGAAAAUCCCGAAAUAUCUGCAGGUGAAGAGGUAACACAAACAGAGAUUUCCAAUAUUGUUGAAGUAAGCAAGUCCACCGAAAUUAUUAACAAUGCGUCUCCAGAAACAAUGGCUCAGGAAAAUGAGGGACCAGAGUUAAAGAAAAGGAGGUCAACAAGAGUACUGAAAAAUUUGGAGAAUGAAGUAAUAAACAUCACAGAAAAUGUGGAGAAAGAUAAUUUACCAAAAACUAUAACUUCAUCAGAAGCAGAAGUUCAUAAAUGCACACAAAUCGAAACUCCAGAAAAUCUUACAAUUAAUGAUGAUACAGACCAUAGCAAACUUAAAACUUCAGAAGUAAUCGAGUCCACUGAAAUUAUUAACAAUGCGUCUUCAGAAAAAGUGUGUCAGGAAAAUGAGGGACCAGAGUUGAAGAAAAGGAGGUCAACAAGAGUACUGAAAAAUUUGGAGAAUGAAGUAAUAAAUAUCACAGAAAAUGUGGAGAAAGAUAAAUUACCAAAAACUAUAACUUCAUCAGAAGCAGAACUUCAUAAAUGCACAGAAAUCGAAACUCCAGAAAAUCUUACAAUUGAUGAUGAUACAGGCCAUAGUAAACUUAAUGGCAAACUUGAAACUUCAGAAGAUUCCUUGAAGGAGAAUUGUGAAGAAAAACAGGAUGAAAUACAGAAAGACUUGGUUAAAAAGUCUCCAAGGAAAAAUUGUUUAUCUCCAAAUAAAGUCGAAAAUAGAAGAUCACCAAGAGUAACCAGGAAUCCGAAGGAAGAUGUCGGCAACAAAAUGGCGAAGCAGUUUUUGGAUUUUGGCCGAGAGAAUGAAACAAUCAAUGGUAUUGUACCAAAUAAAAUUGAUAGGUUGGACAAAACAACAGAUUCAAAAUUAGAAAGUGCUGAAAACAUUCAAACAGGUCAAAUUUCUUCUGAAUCAGACGCAUUCUCUAAAAACACGAACACGAAAGAUUUAAAUGCUGAAAAUUGUUCAGUUACGAGUUCUUCUACCAAUGGAAAUACCCCCAAAAAGUUGGAAACAGAGGAUUUAAAUGUAGUUGACAAAAAUUGCACCAUAACAAGUUCUCCUAAACACUUGGAAAAAGGAGAAUCAGCAUGUGUUAUAAAAUCUCCUUGCAAGGGAAACUUCAAAGUUAUUUAUAAUAAGACUCAAACUGUGCAGGUUUCUUUUGAAUCAACUUCAACGUCCGAAACUGCAAAUUUAAAAUCACCAGAAAGUAAGAAACUUACACCCAAAAAGGCUAACACCGCUCAAGUUUCUUUGGAUUCAGGUGCAUCAUAUGAAAACGAAAUUUCAAAAUUAAAAAGAACAUACAACGUUUUAAUCACAAGAUCUCCUGAUAAGAGAAAAACAUCGAAAAAUUUGGAAGGCAAGGCUCAAAUAGAGCAAGUUUCUUUAGAAUCUACUGCAUCAUCUAAAACAGAAAAUCUCUUAGAAAACGAGGCUGAAACCCAAAUUUCUUUAAAGUCCACCAAAGAUAAGAGAAAAACAUCGAAAAAUUUAGAAGAAAAGUCUCAAAUAGAGCAAGUUUUCUCAGAAUCUACUGCAUCAUCUAAAACAUCAAAUCUACAAUCUCAGGAACAGAUUCCUUUAGAAAACGAGGUUGAAUCCCAAAUUUCUUCAAAGUCCACCAAAGAUAAAAACGAAAUUGUUUCAGAAAGUUCACAAACAGAGGUUGAGGUCGACUCAGAAAACGCUUCAUUGCCUGAGGUUGAGCCAGUUAAAAUACCCGAAGUGGACUUUGAAUUAGAAACCCCUGUAAAUGUAGUUCAUACAGACGAUAAUGCUGCCAAAAAGAACACAGUGGAAAUGAUAAGUAAAACAUCAUUAAAAGAGCAGAAUACAUCUGAAGAAGCAGUCAUAGUUAAUGGGGCUAAAACAAUAAAUACAACAUUGGUAAAAAGUAUUAAUGAGAAUAAAGUGUGCCAAACAAUGGUGGUAAACAUAGAACAGGCGGAUUUAUCACCAACUAAAAAAUCACAAACUGAUGAAACCAUAAAUACCGAAACAGUAGUGAUUGAAGAUGAAGAAACAGAGCCAACAAAGGAGAAACCCAAUGAAAUAGUAGAAAUCAGAGAGGAUCCUGUCAUUGUUAUUGAAGAUACAGAACCCAGUGUUGCUAAUGAAUCCGAAGACGAAACGUUAUUGGAAAACGAAACUAUAGAGAUAGAUUCUGAUGAAGAAAAUGCUCCACUUUUAGAUCGCCUAAAGCAAAGAAAAUUGAUUUCUUCGGGUUCUGAGACCGCGUCAAAAAGCCAGUUAAAAAUACAAAAAAUAUUGCGACUGUCCAUAUCGACGGAAUAUGAAGUCAUCAAAGAUGGCGUAGCUGUUUCAGUAAAGGAUUCCGACGACAAGUCAACUGUGGGAAUUUCAGAUGACGAAUCAAUUAAAGAAGAAAUUUGUACUGACAGCGAAAGCGAAGAAAGUACCACGCAUAGAAGAAAAUCUUUAAGAUCCAGGGCUUCCAAUAGUAUCAACUAUGCUGAAAAUCGAAGCAACAAGUCUUCUGCGGAUUUAAGUAAAACGAAAACGUUUAAAAAACCUUUGAAACUAGAUUUCACCACUGAACCAAUUGCGGACAAAAUGAAAACUAACAUUGAAGAGGAGGUUAAGGAGGAAGAAAUUCUGGAGUCACCGGAUAUUAAUAUAGAAGACACCAAUUUCGAAUUAGGAGACAUUGUUUGGAGCAGAAUCGGCACGUGUCCGUUUUGGCCCAGUUUGGUUACAACAGAACCAGAUUCGGGAGAUUUUUAUAGACCAUGUGUAACUGCCAAAAAAAUUUCGCUUUAUCACGUUAGAUUUUUCGGCGACAAGGGGAGAAGGGCAUGGAUUAAAAACACGCACAUGGUACAUUUCUGCUCCAAGAACGAUUUGAACUUUAUUGCCAAGAAAAUGAAAGAAAAGGGAAAACAUAAUGUCGAAAUAAGCCAAUCUUGCGUAGUGCGCAAUUGUUGGAAGCAGAAAUGGCAAACUGGGGUGGAUGAAGCUAAGACGGUGAAAUCAAAAUCGUACCAGGAAAAAGUGGACUAUUUCAAAAAGGUUGUGGCUUCAAUGUCGGCUGCAAAGGAAAAGAAGGAAAUCCAGCCGAACGACGAUACCCUUAGCGUGAAAAGCGAGAGUUCCGACACGAAAUCUUUGAAAAGAAAGUACGAGAAAAUCAAAAGAGAUUCCGGUGCAGGCAAGAAAGAGUCCGAGUCGCCACCGAGGAAAAAAACGAAGGAAGAUCCGGACGAUGAAGUUUUCCUUCCGAGACUCAGGCACCGCCGCAAAGCGUCCGAAGACGAGAGCUCGGAUACGGAGUCGAAAGUGAGCGAGGUUAGCGUAAACGUGUCGGCCAUGUCGCAGCAGCGGGCCCUCUUCAACAGAAACAAACUCUUCAAGGGCGUCGCCAGGGACAAAGUGUGCCAGCUUUGCUUGAAACCCGACCAAGUGUACAGGUGCAAGGGUAAGUGCUAUGGAAGUUUCCAUUAUCAGUGCGCCAUGGAUAUCGCGGAGGGAAAAGUCGACGUUAAAAAGAAAGCUGCUAGGAGGAGCAACGAGGAAAAGAAGCAAGUGGACAGCAGGAAGACCAAUGAGGAAGUUAUAAAUGUUGAAGAACCAUCUACUACCCCAAGCGAUAAUCCCAGUACAACGGGAAACGAUUCAACCAAGACGACAGAUGGAGGUACGAAGUCGCCAUCAGGCAACGUCCAGAUUGUAACGGUACGGUCUCACAUCAACAACACGCCGCCGAAAAAAAAUUUCCCCGAUAAUUUCAAGACGAUGUCGCUCGCCGAACAAAUCGACUUCAAAAUGAAGGAGAUCAUGCGCAAGUUCGAGGCCAAAACGGUCUACAAAGAGUCCUCCACCGAUUCGAGUUGCGAUGAGCGCGAGAAAGCGACGUCGUUGUUGAAUAAAUCUGCGGCAACGUUGCCGAACAAAUCCGCUGAUGUUGUCGGUGUCGAGAAAAAUGGCGGUGCGGUGGAAAAGGAGGCUUCAAAAGAAGCGUUGGAGUCGGAAGCAGCCAAAGCACCCGAAACUGUUGAAGAGAAUAAGAAGGUUGAUGAGGCUGCAAAUGAAACCAGUCAAAAGGCGGAAUCGCCAAGUUUCAUUAUACAAAACGCUUUGAGCAAACGCGAGAAGUUGCGCCUGGCGCGUCAACGCAAGAACGAGAAGCGUCGCUGUAAACGCAGAGCGGAAAGUGACUUUCGUAAAGGUAUCGUGCGCCACGUCACCGCCGACGCCGACUUGGUUUCGGAGGAGCCCGAGUCGAUGGACGCGAAAAACUUCAAGUGCGGCUUCUGCGCCGCCAACCUCGACCCGCUGUGCGCCAUAUGCAUGAAGUACGCGAGCCCUGGCGGGUCCUCGGUGAGGCAGAAGUGCUCGCUGGGCUACUGCGGGAAGUACUACCAUCAAGAGUGCCUGAAGCCGUGGCCGCAGACGCAGUGGACGCUCACGCAGACCGUGCUCAACAACAGCGUGGUGGACACGUUCGUGUGCCCCAUCCACGCGUGCCACACGUGCGUGUCGGACGACCCGCGCAUGGCGCACGUGCACCGGUGCUCGUCGGACAAGCUCGUCCGGUGCCUCAGCUGUCCGGCGGCCUACCACCAGUCGAGCAUGUGCCUGCCGGCCGGCACGGAGAUCCUCACCGGCUCGCAGAUCGUGUGCCCGCGGCACAGCAAGUACAACCGCAAGCAGCAGAUCUGCAACGCGAACUGGUGCUUCCUGUGCUCGCGCGGCGGCAACCUGAUCUGCUGCGAGACCUGCCCGAUGAGCAUCCACCCGGAGUGCAUCACGAAAAAAAUCAACCCCGACGAGGCGUUUAUUUGCGAGGACUGCGAGUCCGGACGUUAUCCCCUCUACGACGAGAUCGUCUGGUGCAAGCUCGGCCACUACAGGUGGUGGCCAGGCGUCGUGCUCUAUCCCAACGAGAUACCGGACAACGUUCUCAAGAUUAACCACGACCGCGGCGAGUUCGUCGUGAAAUUUUACGGCACCUACGAUCACCAUUGGUUCAACAAGGGCAGAGUAUUCCUGUUCCACGAGGGCGACAAAGGCCAAAACAGCGCCAACAAGCAAGGCAUCGAUCUGCGAUUCCAAACGGCCAUCGAGGAGGCCACGAUAGCGCACAGAAUCAAGAAAGAGUUCAAAAACAGCAAGGAUAUCAAACGGCAGAACCUGAGCAAAAUACCGCCCUACAUCAAAAUUAAAGUCAACAAACCUGUGGGCAACGUCAGGCAGUUCGAUCCCAAUUUAAGCAACACGACACCUUGCGAGUGCGAUCCGAAGGCAGCGCAACCUUGCGGACCUGACAGCGACUGUCUCAACAGGCUUCUGCUGACGGAAUGCGAUGCUGACGUGUGCCCGGCAGGCACGCGCUGCUGCAACCAGUGCUUCGAAAAGAAGGAAUACCCGCCUCUGACGCCGGCGAGAACUUCGGAGCGCGGCUGGGGCCUGAAAACGCUGGCGCCCGUCAAAAAGGGCCAGUUUGUGAUCGAGUACGUGGGCGAGAUGAUAGACGAAACCGAGUAUCAACGAAGGAUCAAGAAGAUGCACGAGUGUCGCGAAGAGAACUACUAUUUUCUCACCAUCGAUAAGGAUAGGAUGCUCGAUGCCGGUCCGAAAGGUAAUGUGGCGAGGUUCAUGAACCACUCGUGUCAGCCGAACUGCGAGACGCAAAAGUGGACGGUGAACGGCGACACCAGGGUGGGCUUGUUCGCCACCGAAGACAUCCCCGCCAACACCGAGCUGACCUUCAACUACAAUCUGGAGUGCGUGGGCAAGGAGAAGAAGGUGUGCAUGUGCGGCGCCCCCAACUGCAGCGGCUUCAUCGGGGUCAAAGCGAAGUCCGACAUCCCGUCGAAGAAGGUGAAAAAGUACAAGCUGAAGAAGCACCUGAAAGCGACGAAACCCGUCAACGUCGUCAACAAGAAUCCCUGCUUCAUUUGCGGCAAAAAGGGUUUAGUUGAGGCGUGCAACAAUAAAAUUUGCACCAAGAGUUACCAUCUCAAGUGCGUUAAACUCGACGCGUGGCCUGAUGGAAAUAAAUUCAUUUGCCCCUGGCAUAAUUGCAAAGUUUGCACUAAAAGAACUAUUAGGUGUUGUGUUCAAUGCAUUAAUUCGUAUUGUCCUCAACAUUCUGAGGGAAAUAUCAGGCAUGAUAACCUUCUAGGAUUUAUCUGCUCAGAUCAUGAUCCAACAAAAUGCCCGCAGACGUUUUUGCCGCCGCCGAAGGUGUCGAAGAACCCGAAAAUCCUCGAGCUGACCGACGAAUCGACGGUGACGUCGACGACGUCGGAGGACGAGUGGCAGCCGACGACGAAGCGCCGCUCGAAGACGAAAAAGGCGCAAAAGCAGCGGCGCGAGAGCGACGAGGAGCCGCUGGCGAACCUGAUCAGGGCGGCCGCGCGCACCAACGACGAGAACGCCGUCUCCAGCGCGUCGCCCUCGGAGCGGCCCAGCAAGCGGGGCCGCCGCCUGAGCAGCAACGAGAGCGACCGCGCGCCCAAGAAGUCCAGGAGUCGACGCUCCCUCGCCGAAGCCGACUCGGAUCCCAACAGUAAGUACCUUUAAGGUUCGUUUUCACCGACUUUCCAGCUCCACGUCGAUCGAUAUAUUUGUAUGUCAUUUUUGUACUUGUAGCGUAAUUGUGGUCUUCUAGAGUACUUUUGAAUUUUUUUAACCGUUGGCCAAUGUAUUUAAGACUGAAACAUUUUAAGUCAUGGUCAUACUUUUUUUAAUUACAACCUCUUUUAUCAAAAACUCAUUUUUUAUUAUCACCUUGAACGCGUCUUCGUUAUGUUAUCC